This is a messenger RNA of Trichomonas vaginalis G3, 1101 nucleotides long. RefSeq names its product RNA polymerase II core promoter sequence-specific DNA binding. The record is from RefSeq and is a predicted model, not a curated record. Lineage: Eukaryota; Parabasalia; Trichomonadida; Trichomonadidae. The transcript has a single exon. The coding region runs from base 1 to 1101 and encodes 366 amino acids.
AUGUCUACUAACCUCCAUAAAGCCAUCGAACAAGAUUUCGAAGGUCAUAUGGAUUUCUACGAACCAGACACAACAUUUCCAUGCAUUUUCUGCGAUUUUGAAACAAAUGAUCCACUUCAAAUUUUAUAUCACUUGAAUGAUCAUCACCAAUUUUGCAUUAACCGCCUUUCCGGUCUUGCCAUGCUUCAAAACUAUCUCAACUACUGGCAACUCCAUGCUCCAACCUUCAUCACAAUGGAUUUUUAUGGAGAAAAGCGUAAAACAAUUGAUCCUGAGAACGAAGACGAGAAGAGUAUCCGUGCCACACUUCACAAGCUUCGUCUUGACCACAUCAUGCUUCAACAUGAACAAGAGAGAACUGUUGUUCAAAAAGAUAUCCCAUGUCUCUUCUGUUCUAAGACAUUUACAGGCACAUGGCAUCAAUAUCUCCAAUGGUUAUUCGAAGUUCAUGGCUUUAACCCAGGCCGCCCUGCAAAUUUAGUUUAUAUUCCACAUCUUGUCAAUUAUUUACAGAAAUUACUGUCAAAUAACCAGUGUAUCCACUGCUACCAGAAGUUCCAGAGCCAGCAGCAGCUCAGAUCCCACAUGAAAAAGAAACCACACGACAAGAUUCCAAAUGAAAAGAAAUUCGAUCGCUACUACAUGGUCAACUAUCUCGAAGAAGACCGCAAAUGGCAUGAUAUCGAGAAAGAAAGUGACGAGGAGAUCGAAGAAACGCUAGAAGACGGACUUAAAGAUUUUGAUGAAGUUGAGAUCGACGAAACUCAAUGUCUCAUAUGCGAUGCAGUCCUAAGUGAACCAACAGAGUGUAUCCAGCACAUGCACACCCUCCACGGCUUCGAUUUCAAUGAAGUCAAAAAUGCGGUAGGAAAUGACUUCUACCACUUGGUCAGAUUUGUCAAUUACGCAAGGCAGAUGAAGAAAGACAACAAAUGCUUCAUCUGCGGAGAAAACGUAAUUGGAAAUUACUCUGAUCACGUCUGCCAGCACAAACACAAGGCUCCGCUUGAUACAUCAACUAUUCUCGGUGAUGACAAGUUCUUGAAACCAGUAAUUGACGCUGAUCCUCUCCUUACUGUUCUUGAAGAUACUGAAAUUUAA